Molecule: messenger RNA, 2696 nt
Organism: Thamnophis sirtalis
Lineage: Eukaryota; Metazoa; Chordata; Lepidosauria; Squamata; Natricidae
Gene: INTS9
Product: integrator complex subunit 9
Biological process (GO): snRNA 3'-end processing
Cellular component (GO): integrator complex
Source: RefSeq, a predicted model, not a curated record
GUUUAGACCAGGAAAGAGAAGCAUGGUCCGCCGUAUAUAGAGCCGGGUAAAGCAUGAAGCUGUACUGCUUGUCUGGGCAUCCGACUUUACCAUGCAACGUACUCAAGUUCAAAUCUACCACCAUCAUGUUGGACUGUGGGCUCGAUAUGACCUCAGCUCUCAACUUUCUCCCGCUGCCUUUGGCCCAGAGUCCAAGGCUAUCCAAGCUCCCAGGAUGGAUCUUAAAAGAUGGAAGCAUUUUCUUGGACAAGGAGCUGAAAGACUGUUCUGGACGUGUCUUUGUGGACUCUGUUCCUGAAUUUUGUUUGCCAGAGAUGGAACUGAUUGACUUGUCUACAGUGGAUGUGAUCCUGAUCUCCAAUUACCACUGCAUGAUGGCCUUGCCCUACAUCACAGAACACACAGGGUUCACUGGAACUGUGUAUGCCACUGAGCCAACGGUGCAGAUUGGCAGGCUUCUUAUGGAGGAAUUGGUCAACUUUAUAGAGCGAGUGCCAAAGGCUCAGUCUGCCUCCUUGUGGAAGAAUAAGGAGGUGCAACGGAUGCUUCCUGCACCACUGAAAGAUGCUGUUGAAGUUGCAACAUGGAGAAGAUGUUACAACAUGCAGGAAGUUAAUUCUGCACUCAGUAAGAUCCAGCUGGUGGGAUAUUCCCAGAAAAUUGAGCUUUUUGGUGCAGUACAAGUCUCCCCUCUCAGUUCUGGUUAUGCCCUGGGCAGCUCCAAUUGGAUCAUCCAGUCACAUUAUGAGAAGGUUUCCUAUGUCUCAGGAUCCUCACUCCUUACAACACAUCCACAGCCCAUGGACCAGGCGUCUCUUAAGAACAGCGAUGUUCUCAUCCUGACUGGACUCACCCAGAUUCCCACCGCCAAUCCGGAUGGAAUGGUGGGCGAAUUCUGCAGUAACCUUGCUCUUACAGUUCGAAAUGGGGGGAACGUGCUGGUCCCUUGCUACCCCUCCGGAGUGAUCUAUGAUCUUUUGGAGUGUCUCUAUCAGUACAUUGACUCUGCCGGACUCUCCAACACCCAGUUCUACUUCAUUUCACCUGUGGCAAACAGCUCUCUCGAGUUUUCCCAGAUCUUCGCUGAAUGGUUAUGUCACAACAAGCAGACAAAAGUAUACCUACCAGAACCUCCCUUUCCACAUGCAGAGCUCAUCCAGUCCAACAAACUGAAGCAUUACCCCAGCAUCCAUGGAGAUUUUAGUAACGACUUCAAGCAGCCUUGUGUGGUGUUCACCGGGCAUCCCUCGCUCCGGUUUGGCGAUGUUGUGCAUUUCAUGGAACUGUGGGGGAAAUCCAGUCUCAACACCAUUAUAUUUACAGAGCCUGAUUUCUCUUAUCUGGAUGCAUUGGCCCCCUACCAGCCACUGGCCAUGAAGUGUAUCUAUUGUCCAAUAGACACCAGGCUGAAUUUUAUCCAGGUGUCCAAACUACUCAAAGAAGUACAGCCUCUCCAUGUGGUUUGUCCUGAGCAAUAUACUCAGCCUCCUCCAACCCAAUCCCAUCGCACAGAUUUGAUGGUUGACUGCUUGCCUCCACCCAUGUCCUACCGUAGAGCAGAGGUGCUAACUCUUCCAUUCAAACGCCGCUAUGAGAAGAUUGAAAUCACCCCAGAGCUUGCAGAUUCACUGGUACCCACCGAGAUGAAACCAGGUAUUUCCUUGGCAACUGUUAGUGCUGUUUUGCACACUAAAGAUAACAAGCAUGUACUCCAGCUCCCACCAAAACUCCCCCAGCCUCAGCCUGGCAAAAAGAGGAAGAGAGUAACGGAUGACGUGCCGGAACUCAAGCCUACCAAACCUCUCCUAAGUGGCUCUAUCCCAGUAGACCAACUGGUACAGACUCUGGAAAAGCACGGCUUCAGCGACCUCAAAGUGGAAGAUACUCCAAAAGGGCAUCUGGUGCUAUUCCAGGAUGUGGAAACUCUAAUCCGCAUUGAAGAAGAUUCGACCCACAUCAUGUGUGAGAAUGACGAGUCGCUUAGGGUGAAGCUGCAGGACCUGGUCCUCAAAUUCCUGCAGAAAUUCUAGACUUUAUCCUGUUCACACGCCCUGCUCUCUUUAACCUUCUGAAGAGGGAGAAGCCUAAACCAAGGAUUUGGGGUUACAGAUGGGAGGGGGGGCAAGCUUGAAAACCACGUCUGCAGUUGCACACCUUUGAUUUGUGAGAGACUCAACAGGUAGGCAUGCUGGUCUCUCUCCUGGAAGGAAGAUGAUAAGAACCACUGUUUAUAUGAGCCAAAGUUAAGGAGAACUGAUUAAUUCUACCUAGGCACCUUGCUAUAAAAAUGCCCUUCUCUUUAUUAACUGCCGUGUAAAAGAUGGGAUUUAGCUGAUAUUACAACUGCGACAGAAUCCAGAACAGUUGAUGGAAGAGCCUUUCCUGCCAUCUGUCCUUUUCUUUCUUUUUUUUUUUACUGAAAGUGGAGGAGAAAUAAAUGUUAAAGAUGCAUUUAGUUUCAAGCUUAAUUUUAUUUUUUAAAGUUUGUAAUACUGAACUUCUUGAUACAGACCCUAAUAAAAUACAGACCUGCUUUGUUUUAACUGAUGGCUCAUUUUUAAAUACACGAUAAACAUAAUGCUAAGAAAUUACUUCUUAGCUGGAGGUUAUGCAGAAGCUGCAUUGGGCUUUCACAUGUAUGGAAGUAGCAUCAGCGAUAGAACAGAUAUUUCCCCUAACCUCACCUCAGACUGGAA